Colletotrichum karsti is the source of this 519-nucleotide messenger RNA. RefSeq lists its product as uncharacterized. The record is from RefSeq and is a predicted model, not a curated record. NCBI's taxonomy places the organism in Eukaryota, Fungi, Ascomycota, Sordariomycetes, Glomerellales, Glomerellaceae. The transcript is spliced from 2 exons. Bases 1 to 519 code for a protein of 172 amino acids.
AUGCUGCCUACGAACAUCUUGAGCGCCGCCUCGGUCGGACUCUUGUCAACUCUGGCAACGUGCGCCUCUGCCACGCCAACCCACAAAGAUGGCGGACCCAUCCCUCCCGAUUCUCAACUGCUGUUCUCGCUCAAGAUGAAUCUUGGGGCGUCCGUGAACUUCGGGCUGGGCCCGCGGGGUACCAGGUUCGGUGACCCUAUCCUUGGUGGAUCGUUCGAGGGACCGAAGCUGAAUGGCGUGAUUCUCCCCGUCGGUGGAGACUGGGGACUUCUCGAUGCUCGAGGAGGGUUCCAGGCCCUCACGGUCUUCCAGUUCCAGACGGCCGACGGCGCCAACAUCUUCGUUCGCGGAACCGGGCCGACCCCGAAUGGAAAAGGUCUGCACUAUCUCAGCCUGGAGACCGGUGCUGAGAACUACUACUGGGUCAACGACAUUAUGGUCGUUGGUGCGACCAGUGUUGAUAGGGAGAAGGGCCUUGUCACGAUUGAUGCCUGGCAGAUGAUCCCUCCUGCCAGCUAG